Messenger RNA from Macadamia integrifolia, 710 nucleotides. RefSeq names its product acyl carrier protein 1, mitochondrial-like. Gene Ontology annotation, cellular component: mitochondrion. The transcript is spliced from 2 exons. Bases 107 to 487 code for a protein of 126 amino acids. The record is from RefSeq and is a predicted model, not a curated record. Gene Ontology annotation, molecular function: acyl carrier activity; acyl binding. Gene Ontology annotation, biological process: fatty acid biosynthetic process. Lineage: Eukaryota; Viridiplantae; Streptophyta; Magnoliopsida; Proteales; Proteaceae.
UCUUACAUUCGUUAUUUCGUCUAAAGUAAACGGCGAGCGUUGAGAGUCACCAAUCGAGAUCAAGGGCGAGAGCGAGACCCAAAGCCAGAGAGAAAGAGAGAGAGAGAUGGCUCUGAGAGCUGCGAUUCUCCGCCACAUUCGAGUCCCAGUUCAAACUGCGGCACUAGAUCGAUCGAGGUCGCAGGCAUGGAGUCUCUGCAACUCCAUUCGGUCGAUGUCGUCCCAUGGAGACGAUCAUCUCGACAGGGAAGAAGUGAUCGAUAGAGUUCUCGACGUUGUCAAGAGCUUCCCCAAGGUCGACCCUUCCAAGGUGACCCCUGAUGUCCAUUUUGAGAAAGAUCUAGGCUUGGAUAGCUUGGAUACUGUUGAAAUUGUAAUGGCUUUAGAGGAGGAGUUCAAGCUGGAGAUUCCAGAUAAGGAGGCUGAUAAAAUUAAUUCCUGCCCCCUCGCUAUUGAGUAUAUUGCAAACCAUCCAAUGGCUGGCUAGUUCUAGAUUGUUGUAUCCAGAAUGUAAUGAUUGGAUCAUCCGUUUUUGUUUGACUUUGUUGAGUGGUUGUAGAAAUUUAAUAUCCGCUGAGGAUGGAAAAUAAUUUUGAUCCAUUUGAUAAUGUAAUUUUGGUGAACUAGAUAAUGGAAGUCAUUGAUGAACUAUUUUUUCUUGAAUAUGUCAUGCUUCAAGAUAAAGCACAUGACAGUUCUUUUAUGUCCAA